This is a messenger RNA of Rhea pennata, 1467 nucleotides long. It is a transcript of the gene BPIFB6, whose product is annotated as BPI fold containing family B member 6. The record is from RefSeq and is a predicted model, not a curated record. The transcript has 16 exons. NCBI's taxonomy places the organism in Eukaryota, Metazoa, Chordata, Aves, Rheiformes, Rheidae. Gene Ontology annotation, molecular function: lipid binding. Bases 1 to 1467 code for a protein of 488 amino acids.
AUGUCAAGGAUUUGGUGCGUUUUACUCCUUGGUGGCUGCCUGGCGCUGUCACAAGGAGCUGAUAAUCCAGGGGCUGUCAUCCAGAUUGAUAUUGGGACAAUUGAUCAUGCGGUCUCCACUGCACUGACUGAGAGUGAUGUUCUUCAGAAAAUGGCAGAAGCAGCAACAAAAAAAAAGCCAAACACCAAACCCAUCAAAGGUAUCUCCGGGAUAAAAGUGAAAGAUAUCCGUCCCCCUGUGAUAACACUGACGCUCUUGCCAGGAACAGGGCUUUUCAUGGCUGUGUUAGUCCAAAUGACCAUUGCUGGGAAAAGCUUUAUAGGAGGGAACAUGGAAAUCAAAAUGGCAGCAAACUUGACUGCAGACAACAGGCUGUCACAGGAUGCUUUGGGCACCCCCAAGUUCAGCUCUGAAAACUGCCACAUUUCUCUUAUUAGCGUUAAAACCAACCUUCCCAGUAGCAUGCUGCCCAAAGUCCUGAACAAGCUUCUGGAUAGCACCCUUCAGAAAGUGCUGCCAAGUCUGCUGUGUCCAGCUGUGGAUGUAGUGCUCAACCUUGUGAAUGCAAAAUUAACAACCAUGACCUCUGAGAUAUCUCUUGGGACUGCUGGGACCCUCCGAUAUGCUUUGCUGAAUCCACCAACAACAAGCGAAACUUUCAUACAGCUGGAUUUAAAGACCAUUCUCCAUCAAAAAGAGGGAGAUGAGAUUGACCUUCCCACAGACCAGCCACCUCUUACUUCUCUGCCACCAAAGAAAGAAGCUGCUACCCAGCUCAUCCUGUCUGCGAACUUCUUGAGUGCCGAGCUCCGUAUUAUGCAGGCAUCCUUCAACCUGGACAUCAGGGAUAAUAUGGUUCUUGGGCUUCCCCCACUGGUGACAUCGAUGCUUGGAGCCCUCAUCCCUGAGAUUUCCAGGGCGCUGCCUCCAUCGCAGCCGCUGACGAUUGAAAUGAGAGCGGCGAGACCGCCGCUGGUGACGGUAACCCCGGAGGCGAGCUUCGUGCGUGUCUUCAGCACGGCCAAGCUUCUGGCUUCCUCCUCAGGCUCUGCCCCUGCGUCCCUCUUCGUCCUGGACGUCUGCAGUGAUCUGAAAGCGCGUUUCGUUGUUAGAGGAGAAAAGCUGUGCGUCUCCCUCGCUCUGGACAGUUUGUCUGAAAUGGCCUUGGCUUCCUCAUCCGUUGGCACGUUUGAUGAGCUGCCGCUGAAAAGGAUUUUGGCAAAUGUUAUUCACGUGGCUUAUGUGCCAUCCAUCAAUGCGGCGCUGCAAGGAGGGAUCCCGCUGCCUGAUCUGCUGGGCAUUAAAUACCAGCAGGCGGAGAUCAGCAGGUCCGAGUUAGUGCUAAACCUGAUGCGAGAGGAGUUGCGACUGCUCCCUGCCACUGCAGCGAGGAAUGAGCAAAAAAGGGCAAAAGGGGGAGCAACAAGUGUGGGGGGCCUUCAAAGCGUCGUCUUCCUCUUUGCUUGA